GCUAGCUCCAGCACCAUGGCUGGCUUCCUCCAGAUGACACUGGCCUUCAGGAAAUACCUGAUCAUCGUGCUCGUACCCAUUCUGUUCCUUCCUCUGCCCCUGGCCAUCCCUACCAAGGAGGCCCAAUGCGGUUACGUUAUCAUCGUGAUGGCAUUGUUCUGGUGCACGGAAGCCCUGCCGUUGGCGGUCACAGCUCUCUUUCCUGUCCUGCUCUUCCCACUCAUGAAUAUCAUGGAUUCAACCACAGUCUGCCGGGAGUACCUGAAGGACACCAACAUGCUUUUUAUCGGGGGACUGCUGAUGGCCAUUGCUAUUGAGAGCUGGGAGCUACACAAGCGCGUUGCUCUGCGGGUCUUGCUUAUCACUGGUGUCAGACCAGCCCUGCUUCUCAUGGGUUUCAUGAUCGUGACCGCCUUCCUGUCCAUGUGGAUCAGCAACACCGCCACCACUGCCAUGAUGGUCCCGAUAGCACAAGCCGUGUUGGAACAGUUGCACAAGUCCGAAAUGGAGUCGAGCGCAGCCGGCCACGGAUAUGAGAACAUCAAUAAAGCCUUUGAACUGCAGGAAGAGCCAACUAAAUCAGGUAACAGUCAAGUCCUGACAGUCGAGGAAGACAGAAAGGGAAAUGAAAAUCUGCUGGAGGAGAAGCACAAGAAUUUCUCCAAGGGAAUGUCUCUCUGUAUUUGUUACUCGGCCAGUAUUGGAGGGAUUGCAACUCUGACUGGGACCACACCAAACCUGGUACUGCAAGGACAAGUUGAUGAGCUCUUUCCCGAUAACGGCAAUAUCAUCAACUUUGCCUCGUGGUUCUCCUUUGCCUUCCCCACCAUGAUCGUGUUACUGGUUUUGACGUGGAUUUGGCUGCAGAUACUGUACCUGGGCUUUAAUUUUCAGAAGAAUUUUGGUUGUGCUGGAGAUGCCUCGGCAAAGGCUAAGGAGCAACGGGCCUAUGACACCAUCAAGGAAGAGAGCAGGAAAUUGGGCUCAAUGAAGUUUGCGGAAAUAGCGGUUUUGAUCCUCUUCAUACUCCUGGUAUUGCUCUGGUUUACAAGAGACCCCGGUUUCAUACCAGGCUGGGCAACGGUUCUUUUCAACAAAAAUGAUACAAGCUACGUCACUGAUGCUACAGUUGCCAUCUUCAUUUCAGUUUUGCUGUUCAUCAUCCCUUCCGACAUUCCUACCCGUGACAGAGAACGAACAGGCAGCAAGUCAAAGAUCCCAACACCUCCAGCUCUCUUGGACUGGAAAACAGUUCACCAGAAAAUGCCGUGGAACAUUGUGUUUCUGCUGGGAGGUGGCUUUGCCUUAGCCAAAGGCAGUGAGGAAUCUGGUCUGUCUGCGUGGUUAGGUACCAAACUGACUCCUCUGCAGCAAAUCCCUCACCCAGCUAUCGCUCUCCUGCUGUGCCUCCUCAUCGCCACGUUCACGGAGUGCACCAGCAACGUGGCCACCACCACCCUCUUUCUCCCUAUUCUGGCUUCAAUGGCUGAAGCGAUCUGCCUUAAUCCCCUCUAUGUCAUGCUGCCCUGUACGCUUUCUGCAUCGUUGGCGUUCAUGCUCCCAGUGGCCACUCCUCCCAACGCCAUUGUCUUCUCGUAUGGACAGCUCAGGGUUAUCGAUAUGGCCAAAGCUGGGUUCAUACUCAACAUCCUCGGAGUUCUGACGAUAACUCUAGCCAUCAACACCUGGGCCUCAUCUUUGUUCCAACUGGAAACUUUCCCAUCUUGGGCAAACAGGUCAGGUACCUGCCCGUAACACGGGGAGGCAGAGGAACCCACAACAAUUUCUGUUAGAACUGCAAUGAGAGCAAGACUAUCACCUACACCAGUUUUGCCGAGGCAGCGGGUAAGAGACAGGCCUGUUUCCGUGGAAAAGGACAAGCCACCUACAAGCAAAAUCAUUCCGUUGAUAACAGCAAUAAAAUUGCCUAACAGCGCGGCUCAGCAGGCAAUUUCGUUACCCCGGCAGUAAGACGAGGUAACCUUUGGCUUUUCAACUCUUCCAGGGAUCUUGAGUUUUGCUGUCUCAGCAGGGGUAGAUUUCCCCCGAGUAUUAGCCACAUCGCUUUGCCAGCUCCGCCUGUAAAGUCUGAAACGUGCAGUGAGAAAGAAGAGAGGGGUGUGAAUAGAAAGGGAAGGACUCUGCGUUCCUCAUUUCAUGCAUCUAACUGUGUAUUGUCACACAAGUAAUAGGAAUAUCCACCCGUAUAAGAGUAUGCAGGCCUCCGCGUACGUGUUCAAAAUGUACGCGAUCGUUAUAUACUCUACGGGCAUUCACAGCAAGGCGCCUGCUGUAUGAUUACAGGCAAAUCACAUACUGCCAGCCCGUUCUAUUACUUGGAAACAUAUUUAUUUGCAGUCCCCUUGUUAUGAAUGUGAAAGACCAUUUUUCCCUAGAAUAUUUGUCCCGUUGUUAUUUAUGGAAGAUUACAGCCUCCAAGGUCGUGACAAGAAUGGCAAUAUUCUCUCGAGAAGGGGAGAA
Chroicocephalus ridibundus (black-headed gull) is the source of this 2481-nucleotide messenger RNA. RefSeq names its product solute carrier family 13 member 2 (gene SLC13A2). NCBI's taxonomy places the organism in Eukaryota, Metazoa, Chordata, Aves, Charadriiformes, Laridae. Gene Ontology annotation, cellular component: membrane. The record is from RefSeq and is a predicted model, not a curated record. The transcript has 12 exons. Gene Ontology annotation, biological process: transmembrane transport. Gene Ontology annotation, molecular function: transmembrane transporter activity. Bases 16 to 1755 code for a protein of 579 amino acids.